This is a messenger RNA of Nematolebias whitei (Rio pearlfish), 729 nucleotides long. RefSeq names its product prepronociceptin a (gene pnoca). Gene Ontology annotation, cellular component: neuronal cell body; plasma membrane; axon terminus. Gene Ontology annotation, biological process: chemical synaptic transmission; neuropeptide signaling pathway; sensory perception. The record is from RefSeq and is a predicted model, not a curated record. Bases 1 to 729 code for a protein of 242 amino acids. Gene Ontology annotation, molecular function: opioid receptor binding. NCBI's taxonomy places the organism in Eukaryota, Metazoa, Chordata, Actinopteri, Cyprinodontiformes, Rivulidae. The transcript has 2 exons.
AUGAAGACGGUGGUGGUUCUGCUGCUUCUCUGUCUGUGCGAUCCAGGACGCAGCGACUGCCAGGCAGACUGUCUGUCCUGCAGCAACAUCCUGCCCAAACUGCUCAGCUUCAACACUAUGGAGUGUCUCUUUGAGUGCACAGAAACCGUUUCCCCUUCCUUCUCCUGGGACCUCUGUCAUAAAACACUUUCGUCACCCACUUUCUCCCUGGAUGGUAACAUGAGAAAAAGAUCUCAAGAAGAGGCUGAUGUUCUAUUUCCUGAGGAAAAGGAGCAGAUGGAAGGAGGCCUGCUUCUACCCAUUGCAUUACAGAGGCUGGACCUUGUGACCCGGUUGCUUGACCUUAACCAGAAGGGUUUGUCUGGCAGUCAACUGAGCACCGUCUAUGAUUCUCACAGUGCCCUUGAGAAUGAGUAUGAAGAUAAGGAUGAAGAACAGGAAGAUGACGAUGCUGAUGUGGGAGAAACAGAAGGGGAUGAUCCACAGCUGAGUGUUUUUAAGAGAUUUGGUGGCUUCAUUAAAGGAAGGCACGGUUACAGGAAACUUACAUCUUCAGGAAGGUCGUACCAGAAGAGAUAUGGUGGCUUCACUGGUAUUCGGAAGUCAGCACGCAAGUGGAACAACCAGAAACGUUUCAGCAAGUUUCUGAAGCAGUAUCUAGGGAUGACCACUCGGGCCAGAGAGUUCAACAACAUGUCAGGUGACCCCACCCAGCAGAACGAAGUUUAA